Molecule: messenger RNA, 463 nt
Organism: Amphimedon queenslandica
Lineage: Eukaryota; Metazoa; Porifera; Demospongiae; Haplosclerida; Niphatidae
Product: lysine-specific demethylase 4D-like
Exons: 2
Biological process (GO): chromatin remodeling; regulation of gene expression
Cellular component (GO): nucleus; chromatin
Molecular function (GO): histone H3K36 demethylase activity; histone H3K9 demethylase activity
Source: RefSeq, a predicted model, not a curated record
AUACAAGACACCGAAAGCCAAAGACAAUGAGGAGCUGGAGCGGAAAUACUGGAAAAACGUCACGUUCAAUCAACCCAUAUACGGGGCAGACAUACCCGGCUCACUCUAUGAUUCGGGCGUCAACGAAUGGAACAUCAAUCACCUUGGGACCAUACUGGAUACCGUAGCACAAGAGUAUGGUGUGAGUAUUCCUGGCGUUAAUACGGCUUACUUGUACUUUGGAAUGUGGAAGACCUCUUUCGCUUGGCACACGGAGGACAUGGACCUGUAUAGUAUUAAUUACCUUCAUUUUGGGGAGCCAAAGCAAUGGUAUGCCAUUCCUCCUUCACAUGGGGAGAGAUUGGAGAGAUUAGCUGGGAACCUGUUCCCGGAUAGCCUGGACGAGUGCUCGAGCUUCCUCAGACAUAAAAUGUCGAUAAUAUCGCCAUCACUUCUCAAGCAGCACUCAAUACCUUAUGGAAAG